UGCAGGGAAACAACAUUUAUUUUUUGAGGCCGUUGUUUGCCCACUUGAGAGUCGGGGAAUAUUCGCCAAAGCAAAGCGCAACCUUGACAACUCCUUUGCAAGCGGCCAGGGCAGCCUUUUACAGCUUUCAAGAUGGCGAUGAAUCUUGAUCUCUCGAAUGCGGCGGUGAUGAAAGAUGAGCAGGGUCGGCCAUUCAUUGUCGUUAGAGAUCAAGGAAAGAAGAAGAGGCAAUAUGGAAACGAGGCGGUCAAGUCACACAUUCUAGCUGCUAGGACAGUGGCAAACAUUGUAAAGUCUUCACUGGGACCUCGCGGCUUGGACAAGAUCCUCAUUUCUCCCGAUGGCGACAUUACCGUAACCAACGACGGUGCAACGAUCCUGCAGCAAAUGGAGAUCACCAACCACGUUGCCAAGCUUCUGGUUGAGCUGUCCAAGUCGCAGGAUGACGAGAUCGGCGACGGCACAACGGGUGUUGUUGUGCUGGCGGGCGCGCUUUUGGAGCAGGCAGCUGAGCUCAUCGACAAGGGCAUUCACCCCAUCCGUAUUGCCGACGGCUACGACCAAGCUUGUGAUAUCGCGGUCGCGGAGUUGGAUGCCAUCUCGGACGUUAUAGAAUUCAGCAAGGACUCGACAGAGAACCUGGUCAAGGUCGCACGGACAAGUUUAGGAAGCAAGAUCGUGUCAAAGGCCCAUGACCAGUUCGCCAACAUUGCGGUAGAUGCCGUGCUAUCCGUGGCAGAUUUGGAAAGAAAAGACGUCGACUUUGAACUUAUCAAGGUGGACGGCAAGGUCGGAGGCUCACUCGAGGACACUCUUUUGGUCAAGGGCGUUAUUAUCGACAAAGACUUUUCACACCCCCAAAUGCCAUCAGAGGUCCGGGAUGCCAAGAUUGCUAUCUUGACAUGCGCUUUUGAGCCCCCGAAACCAAAGACUAAGCACAAGCUGGAGAUCUCGUCAGUCGAGGAGUUCAAGAAACUCCAGAACUACGAGAGGGAAAAGUUCAUCGAGAUGAUUCAGCAGAUCAAAGAUACGGGAGCCAACCUCGCGAUUUGCCAAUGGGGCUUUGAUGAUGAGGCCAACCAUCUGCUGCUACAGAACGAGCUUCCAGCUGUUCGGUGGGUUGGCGGUCCCGAGAUAGAGUUGAUUGCGAUCGCAACCAACGGCAGGAUAGUUCCUCGCUUCGAGGACCUCAAGCCAGAGAAGCUUGGUACUGCAGGUGUCGUGCGCGAGAUGACCUUUGGCACGACGAGGGAGAAGAUGUUGGUCAUUGAGGAGUGCGCAAACACCCGGGCUGUUACUGUCUUUGUCAGGGGAAGCAACAAGAUGAUCAUCGACGAGGCCCGCCGCUCAUUGCAUGAUGCUCUAUGCGUCGUCCGAAACCUCGUUCGUGAUAACCGAGUUGUUUAUGGUGGUGGCGCUGCCGAAAUUGCCUGCAGUUUGGCGGUUGAGGAUGCUGCUGUCAAGACGCCCGGUCUGGAGCAGUACGCGAUGCGCGCUUUCGCCGAGGCCCUUGACACGGUGCCCAUGACACUUGCCGAGAACAGCGGUCUGAACCCAAUUGCUACGCUGGCCGAGGUCAAGUCGCAGCAGGUCAAGUCUUCGGGUGGCCGCGGACGUCUUGGUGUUGACUGCAUGGGCCGUGGCAACAACAACAUGAAGGAUGCAUUCGUCAUUGAUCCUCUCAUUGGCAAGAAGCAACAGCUUAUGCUUGCCACUCAGCUGUGCCGUAUGGUGCUCAAGGUUAACAACGUUAUCGUUUCUGGAUCCGGCGAGGAGGAUUUCUAAGCGGAUAAAUGUCGACUAUGGUUUUAUGGGCUCCAAGUUGGCGUUUUUCGAGAUACCAGGAAAAGAUAGACGGUAUAAAUGAGCAAAACGGUUGAGGACUAUCGGAAGUGAGCACCGGGCAUGCUGCGCGACUAGUGAUGUGAUCUAUACCCGUCCAUACACGCUCCCCGUGGCGGUGAUUGUAACCUCAGUUCAUCUUAUGGCUCCACUUACUACUCCCGGUAUGACUGGCUGAAAGGCGGACAAAAACAUGGAGUACGGCACACGGCAGCUUCUUUUUAUUUUUUUAUUUUUAUUUUCAUAGAAAUCAUGCCCGAUCUAUUUUUGCGUAAAAAAAGAACAGCCUUUCCUCCGUUGUCAUGUAAGUCAUUUUCCGGGACACCACCAGUCGCCAAAGCAUUCCCAAGGCCCAUCAAAAGAACAACAUAUCUUCGGCCAAAAAACCGUCUCUGCUUUGCACCCACGAUGUUUGUUUUUUUUUAAAAAAAAUCCCCCAUUGACACCAAAUGAAAGCAACCAUCCAAAUGCACAUCAAAAAAGGAAAAGAAAGAUAAGUCCGAAAAUAGACCAAUAAGUACGCACACCGUUCAGCCACCAAGCUUCGAGUAAUGGAAGUGCUCCUGGUGGUUGGCUGCCUUGUUCGUCU
Molecule: messenger RNA, 2431 nt
Organism: Pyricularia oryzae 70-15
Lineage: Eukaryota; Fungi; Ascomycota; Sordariomycetes; Magnaporthales; Pyriculariaceae
Product: T-complex protein 1 subunit epsilon
Exons: 5
Coding region: 133-1785 (550 amino acids)
Biological process (GO): protein folding
Cellular component (GO): chaperonin-containing T-complex
Molecular function (GO): ATP hydrolysis activity; ATP binding; ATP-dependent protein folding chaperone
Source: RefSeq, a predicted model, not a curated record